UCUUACUAAAAUAUAUUAUCGUGACUCCCUUAAUACAUGGUGCGCGUGCGUGCGUGUUCCAAACAUGCAUCACUAUUCCUGCGUUUGUCAAGCAAAUCUUGAAAGUGUCAUCAAGGCCAUUCAUCCAAAAGUUUAUGUUUAUCAUCCCGGGAUAAAUUGGACGGUGGCCAUUGCACACUAUGAGUCGCAAAGAAAAUGUUGUCUGUAUGAAAUACAGGCACAGCACAGCGACUACUCUAUAUCACUCAAUGCACAUAUAAGGCACAGCUUUUCCUGAAAGCUUGUACACUGCUUGGAACAGAGGAUGCAAAGGCGUCAAGAAACAAAGUUCAGAUUUCUUAUAAAAUUGAUAAAUGACGUAAUUUCGUACAUACAUGUAAAAGCGCGAAAUAUAUUUUUGGGGCGUUUUUCUCUCUUUUUCUUAUCUAUUCUUCUCACAAAUAUCCAAAAGAAAAAUGGCCUUAGCACCUCAAUUUGUCGGACACCGUAUGGGAUCUGUCUUUGCUCCUCAUACACUCGAGGUCUAUUUAGACUAUGUCUGUCCUUUCUCAGCCAAAAUCUACAAGAAAAUCCGUCAAGAAGUUUGGCCCUACAUUCAAGACACCUACCCAGACAAAUUUCAACUUAUCUUUCGUCAGCAAGUUCAACCUUGGCACGCUUCUUCAACUGUAGUCCAUGAGGCUGCCAUUGCUGUUGAAAAAAUUGACGACAAGAAAUUUUUUGAGUUUUCGGACGUCUUGUUCGAAAACCAACGCGAAUACUUUGACGAGGCUUUGGAAAACAAGACACGUAGGGAAGUAGCCCAAGAAUUAUCUAAAUUAGCUGAAAAGGUCGGUGUUUCAUCUGACAAGGUACUUGAGCUUUUGGUCAAUGGCACAGGUGAAGCCAAAAACGCUGGCAACAAGGUUACCAAUGAUUUGAAAUUAUUUAUUCGUAUUGGUCGCCAAAAUGGUAUUCAUGUUAGUCCUACUGUCUUAUUGGAUGGACUCAAAGAUGAUAGUAUUUCAUCCGGUUGGGAACUUGAUCAAUGGAAAGAGUAUUUAAAGAGUAAAUUGUAAAAUAAAUGAUUUAUUUCUUUAAGCAAACAAC
Mucor mucedo is the source of this 1089-nucleotide messenger RNA. Its product is annotated as thioredoxin-like protein. The transcript has 3 exons. The coding region runs from base 456 to 1058 and encodes 200 amino acids. The record is from RefSeq and is a predicted model, not a curated record. Lineage: Eukaryota; Fungi; Mucoromycota; Mucoromycetes; Mucorales; Mucoraceae.